Messenger RNA from Alternaria rosae, 1330 nucleotides. RefSeq names its product fumarylacetoacetate hydrolase family protein-like protein. Lineage: Eukaryota; Fungi; Ascomycota; Dothideomycetes; Pleosporales; Pleosporaceae. The coding region runs from base 231 to 1124 and encodes 297 amino acids. The record is from RefSeq and is a predicted model, not a curated record. The transcript has 2 exons. Gene Ontology annotation, molecular function: catalytic activity.
CUCCGAAAAAGGCUAAUCCGCGCGUUUCUGAACAAUGUUCACGCAAAAAAUGCCCCGCACUACCAUCCCGCUCGACAUUUCCGACCUCCCCACAUCUUUCCGGUGUCGCGUCAGGUAGGCCCGGUAGAACAUAUAUCCACCAUAGACUCAGAUCCUAGCCCUUCAAAUACAAAGAACACACCUUGCAGCAAGAGUAAGAUUACCAUCAUCAACUCAUAUCUACUGUAACAAUGGCACCAAACUGGGACAGACUUAUUCGCUUCAUCGCCACAGAUGGGCGUGAGCUGCGGGGUCAACCAAUCCUCCCCUCACCAGAAUUUGAUGUCGGUACGACAACAGAAGAGACGAGACUAAAGGCCAAAGUAAUCGAUGUCAAGAACAACGACAUCUUCGACCCCGCCACCAAGGUCACCGAUGAGGACGUCACUGUCAAGAAGCUACUCGGCCCCGUGACCACAGACGAAGUACCCAUCAUCCGGUGCAUAGGUCUAAACUUCAUCAAGCACAUCCAAGAAGGCGGCCGCACCCUCCCUCCUUACCCUUCAACCUUCAUAAAAGCCAACACCUGCCUAAACGACCACGGCGCCCCCAUUGUAAUCCCCAAACUCGCCCAAGACAACCAAGCCGACUACGAAGGCGAACUCUGCUUCAUAAUCUCGCAAGACGCCAAGAACGUCUCCGAAGCCGACGCCUUCAACUACAUCGGCGGCUACACCUCCGGCAACGACGUCUCAUCCCGCAAACUGCAACGCGACCCCCUCCUCGCCGGCACAGUCCCGCAAUGGAACUUUUCCAAAGGCUUCGACACGUACGCGCCUUUGGGACCGCAACUCGUAUCCACGAAGGUCAUUCCUGACCCGUCGAAACUGCAUCUCAAGACGGUGGUCAAUGGGGAUCUGAGACAGAGUUCUGGCAUUGAUGAUUUGUGCUUCAAGAUUCCGACGUUGAUUUCGUAUUGUUCCCAAGGGACUACGCUGAAGAAGGGCACGGUUUUCAUGACGGGCACGUGUGCGGGGGUGGGGUAUGCGAUGAAGGAGCCGCAGUUCUUGAAACCGGGGGAUGUGGUAGAGGUUAAUCUUAGUCCUGAGAUUGGGACUUUGAGGAAUACGGUGGAGUAUGCUUAGGUGGAUGGGUAGAAGAUGAGAUCAUGGUAUGGACACGAGGGUAGUGUGGAUCAACUGAGCUGGCUGGGGAACGUAUGUGUAAUAGUUGUGAAUCUGGUGUGUGUUUUGAACACUCAGGUCUCACGCACUUUUGAUAUGUACUGAAUGUAAAGGGCUUGCACAAGGUGUUUGACAACUUCUCACCAAGACCUAUCAGACGAGAGGAU